Molecule: messenger RNA, 758 nt
Organism: Panonychus citri (citrus red mite)
Lineage: Eukaryota; Metazoa; Arthropoda; Arachnida; Trombidiformes; Tetranychidae
Exons: 5
Coding region: 209-715 (168 amino acids)
Source: RefSeq, a predicted model, not a curated record
UCCUUUGCAUCUCAACCAUAACCACUUAAUUGUUGAAUUGAAAAAAACUUCAAAGGAAUUAAAAUUAACAAUAGUAACUCUGUAAUUGAUGAGAUGUAACGUAAAUCAAUUGACAAUCAACAAGUUGAUUUAAAUAAAUUACAAUUUGAUUUCAUUAACAAUCAAACUCCUUUCCAGUGCUUUAAUUGUUAUCUAAUUUUAGAGAAAAAUGAUCAAACAAUUAACAACAAUUAGUUUGAUACUUUUCGUCUCAUUCAUCAUCUUAAUCAGUGUUGAUGUAACAAUAUCAUCUCCAGUUUACAAUUACAAUGUAACAAUUAAAACCUCAGGAUCACCAAAAUUUGAAUCUCAUCAAGGUAAAUUGAAGAUGAACAUCUUAUAUCAAAGUGAAUCAGGAACAUCACAAGAAGAUUUUGUUUUAACUCCAGUGGAUGUUAAAAUUGAACCAAAUCGUGAAUAUCAAUCAACAAUCGCCUCUUUCUCACCAAUGGCCAAUAUAACGUCCAUUUAUUUACGAUGGACUUUGGCUUCGCCUUAUAAUCCAAUCUACAAGAUUAAAAAGCCAGUCGUUUAUUUUGACUCGAUUACUUUGACUCAUAUUAAUUCAGAUUCAGCAAUUCAUAUGACGAUAACUCAAAGUCGCCGAUACUGUUCACCGGUUUCACCGACCGCAAUUAAACACGCUGAUGGAAACACUUUUUAUCCUUGUGUUUGAAUUUGGAUUAACUGAUUAAACUAAUUGCUAUUGGAAUGAGUAA